AGGCCUUUACUCAGUAAAGGGCGACAAAAUGGAGGAGACGUUUGAGAAGGAGAGCCUGCCGGUGGAAGAGAAAGCUCCGGACGAGGACCAAGGUGGGAUUGGCCGGCGUUUGAGGGACCGAGACCUGCUGAGGAAGAGGAAGGCGGAAGCUGAGGAGAAGGCAACUAACCAGUGGGUUUAUGGGGCUCAGAGCAGGAAGCGAGUGAGGAAGGAGCCCAGCAGCACUGCAGGGAAGAAAGGCCGGCCGAGGAAAAAUGCCGUCCCCGUAGAACCGCAACCAGAACCGGAACCUGAGCCGGAACCGGUCGUGCUCCAAACCUCCGAGCAGCCGGAGAUCCUCAGGACGCCGGAGGAAGUACCUGCAGUCCAGAUUCCUCUACUAGAUCCAGUUCCUGCUCCAGCUCCGGUUCUUCAGUUGAUACCCCUCCCUGAACCGGUCCCAGUUACGCCCCCAAAACCAGCCGAACCCCUGAUCAUCCCGGUUCCGGAGGAAGUGCCCAGUGAUAGCGGUGCCGGCAUUCUAAUCGAGGAUUUGGGUCCUGAUGAGGAUGAAGAUAAACCAGUAUCUCAGGAGAGGCUCAUCAUUGAUCAAGGUGCUGUUGAGGAACCAGCAGCUGCUCUUCCUGAACAAACCAAAAUAUUCUCAGAGCCAGUGUUAGCCACGCCCAUCGCCCCGCCCACCGUCCCGACCCAGCAAGAUUACCUGCCUGGAAACCUGCUGUAGACGAGCAUCGCUAUCAUCAUCCUCAUCAGCAGCAGAGCAGCAUCAAACCAAGCUUUUAUUUCACUGGUCAACCUUUUAAUUUGUGUACGAAAGACGAACAGCGGCGCUUAUCCAGGAGCUUCUAUCUGUGAUCUCAAUCAAGAACAAAUGUAUAUUUAUUCAUCUGCUGUUUUUGUCAAUUGCAGUGUGACAAAUUGUGUUUUAUUGAGCCCGAAAUUCUUUUCCACAGAAUUAAUAAUUUUAAAUAAAAGUUAAACGUUGAAUUUUGUA
Astyanax mexicanus (Mexican tetra) is the source of this 994-nucleotide messenger RNA. It is a transcript of the gene hemgn, whose product is annotated as hemogen. The transcript has 5 exons. The coding region runs from base 29 to 724 and encodes 231 amino acids. The record is from RefSeq and is a predicted model, not a curated record. Lineage: Eukaryota; Metazoa; Chordata; Actinopteri; Characiformes; Acestrorhamphidae.